Sardina pilchardus (European sardine) is the source of this 2935-nucleotide messenger RNA. RefSeq names its product Myb-like, SWIRM and MPN domains 1 (gene mysm1). The transcript is spliced from 20 exons. NCBI's taxonomy places the organism in Eukaryota, Metazoa, Chordata, Actinopteri, Clupeiformes, Clupeidae. The record is from RefSeq and is a predicted model, not a curated record. Bases 15 to 2576 code for a protein of 853 amino acids. Gene Ontology annotation, molecular function: protein binding; metallopeptidase activity.
GCGCACAUUUUGAAAUGUGUCAUAGCUCUUGGUGGUGUUUACUUGCGCUUGAAUCUAUGAUGAGAAACAUGGCGGACGAAGUUGAUGUUGAUAUUGAAGGAGAUGAAUACGACGAAACUUUCAGCGACUUUGCUGGAGGAGAUGGUGCUAUCCUUCAAGAUCAGUAUUUGCAAUCUGCGUGGAAGGACAAUAGCAGCAUACUGCCUUGGACAUUAGACAGCUCCAUCAGUGCAGAAAACAGGGAGGUGAUUGAGAACAUGCUUCUGGAAGAGCAGUAUUAUCUCACUGGCAAAGCAGCACCGAAAGGUGUGUGGACCAAUGAGAAGCCAAAAGCUAAAAAGUCCCCUAUGAAGGCGGCUCCAGCAGCAGCUCGCUGGGCUCAGGAGGAGAAGGCUCUUUUCGAGAAAGGACUGGCACAGUAUGGUCGUAGAUGGACAAAAAUAGCCAAGCUUAUUGGCAGCCGCACCGUGCUGCAGGUGAAGAGCUACGCCAGGCAGUAUUUUAGGAACAAGGCUAAAUCUGAGCCUCCUCCUGCAUCUUCAUCCAACGAGCCUGCAGAGCUUCAGCCCACUGCAGUCGAGAAACCCACCAAGACCCACAUCAGCGCGCUGGCUAACGCCGUGCGGAUUGAGACGCUGUCUGGCGACGAGGACGAGGACGUGGACAUUACAGAUGAUCUCAGCGAUGAUGACGACGUCGACUCGCAAACUGACCAGCUGCCAGAGACGGGCGGAGGGCAGGAGGAUUUCGAGGAGCAGGACAGCCAGGGAGAGGGCAGCCAGAGUCCCCAGUCGCCCCCGACACCAGCCAGUCCCACAGACUCGCCAGCCACGCUAGCAGAGGCAAGCAGCGAUGGUGGGGCAGUGGAAGGGGACAGUGGGGCAAACUGUGGAGCCCUGCUUGAUCCCAGUGUCACUGAGGAGGAAAAUAAAACUGACCAUGAACCAGCGAGCCACGAGGGGGGACCUCAAACAGAAGAGGAGAAAAGUGACGACCUUGGCACAGACAAACCCGAGUGUACUGAUGAAGAGGAGCAGGACGAGGAGGAAGAGAUCAGGGCUCCUGAACAGGAAGUGACAUUAGACAAGGAUGAAAUCACUGAGGAAGAGAAGCAGGCUAUCCCAGAAUUCUUUGAGGGCCGAUCGGCGAAGACGCCAGAGAGAUACCUUAAAAUCCGGAACCACAUCCUGGAGCAAUGGGAGAAAUGUAAACCCAAGUAUCUGAACAAAACAUCAGUGCGGCCUGGUCUGAAGAACUGUGGCGAUGUGAACUGCAUUGGCAGAGUGCACACUUAUCUAGAGCUCAUCGGAGCCAUCAACUUCAACUGUGACCAGGCCAUCUACAACAGGCCCCGGCCGGCAGACCGCUCCCGCCUGAAGGAGGGCAGGGACACGCUGGAGGCCUAUCAGCUGGCACACCGGCUGCAGUCCAUGCGCACAAGGAAGCGUAGAGUUCGGGAUGUGUGGGGAAACUGGUGCGAUGCCAAAGACCUUGAAGGACAGACAUAUGAGCACCUGAGUGCUGAGGAACUUGCCCUUAGAAGAGAAGAGCUGAAGAAGAGGCAGCCCAGGCCUUUUAAGCAGGCCAGACUCAAGGGGUCCAUUGAUCCUUUCCAGCUUAUCCCAUGCAAAGUUUUUGGAGAGGAGAAACAGGAACCAUUCCAGGUGAUCGUCAGUGCUGAAGCCCUGGUUGUCAUGGAUAUGCAUGCUCAUGUGUCCAUGGGCGAGGUGAUUGGUCUGCUCGGUGGGGCGUUCCUCGAGGAGGAUAAAGUGUUGAAGAUCCAUGCUGCUGAGCCCUGUAACAGUCUGAGCACGGGUAUGCAGUGUGAGAUGGACCCUGUCUCCCAGACCCAGGCCUCUGAGCUGCUGGCAGCCAAGGGACACAGCGUGGUGGGCUGGUACCACUCCCACCCGGCGUUCGACCCCAACCCCUCAGUGCGGGACAUUGACACACAGGCCAAAUUCCAGAGCUACUUCUCCCGUGGAGGAGCGCCGUUCAUUGGGAUGAUUGUGAGCCCGUAUAACCCCACCAACGCCUCCCCAGUGUCCCAGACCACCUGCCUGGUGGUGAGCGAAGAGGAGGGACCAGCAGGCCCUCAGAGGCUGCCUUACAGGUUUGAGCUGCAGCACUCCUCCGAGAGGCCGGACUGGGAGGAGGUGAUGAGGAGAGCCGAAUGGGUCGUGCAGAAGUACAGGCAAACACACGGGAGUGUACCUUUAGACAGGAUCUUCCGCAGAGACUCUCAACUCACUUGCCUAGAAAAGAUGCUUGCAUCAAUGAAGACCUAUCUGGAGCUCAUACCAGCGGUUGAAGUCAACACGUUCUUGGUCCAGGUUGAGACUCUAUUUGUCACUCAGUUUUCCUGCGGAAGUGAAGGGAAUGAUGUUGGAGACGAUGGCAGCAGUGCUGCUGUUUUCUUGGAUGAACCAGUGAUGCAGGAUCAUGUCUAUACCCUCUCGUCCCCCGGGCAAGUCAUAGAUGAUGACAUUUCCUAUGCUGAGGAAGUAUUUACAGAGGAAGGAUCAAACACGAAUCUCCCAGACUAUGACAACCAAUGCAAUACAGUGACAUUUUGAUCAUCAGGUUCUGUCGGUGGAACACCAUAUUGAAGCUUGUGAAGAACUUGACCGUAGUACUUCAUUAACGUGCAACCAGUCUCCAGAUCAGAUGUUCAUGUAGCAGCUAAGUGCAGUAUAUAGCAGUAUUAUUAAAUAGUUUUUUGGUCCCUCAAAGCAAUGAUUCGGAUUAAGCAAACAUUACUGUAAUGAAUAUUUACAAUUUUAAACUGGGUAGCAGGCAGCUAUGCUGUAGCAUAAUAUGCAUUUUUAAGUAACAUCACCAUUGUGGUUUAUAACAAAUAUAAUAGAUAGUUUAGUCAAACUGAAAUAAUGUAUUCUGUACACUGUAUGAAAUAAAACUGGAAUAGUUCAUGGUA